UCUCUCUCUCUCUCUCUCUCUCUCCCCUCUCUCUCUCUCUUCCUUCUCUCUCGCUGAGUGAGUACUGUCUCAGAGAAAAACCAAGUGGGCAAGUAAAAAAGGAAAAGGAGGAGGAGUUGGAUAUUAAGAGGUGAGAAAUGAGCCUGGUUAGAACACAAGGAAGCUGUGUGGCGAUCCGUACAAUAUCUCCAUCUUCCUCCAACAUUUCCCGUUGCAGCGGUCAGGACUCUGCUUCUUCAGAAAUCCACUGGAAUUGCAGCAAAAUCAUUGGUCUAGCUCUUGUCACAGAUGACGCAAUUUGUGUCACGCCUACAUGGAUUGGCAAGGGCCUCACUUGUGUUUGCUUCAAGCGAAAGGGACAUUACGAACGGAUAUGCGUUAACUUGACACCCCAACAGGAAGAAAGACUGAAACGGCUUAAGCACCGAAUGAAGGUCUACUUUGAUGCUUCAAGACCAGAUCACCAGGAAGCACUGAGGGCUCUAUGGUCAGCUACCUACCCUAAUCAGGAGCUUCACGGCUUGAUAUCUGAUCAAUGGAAGGAAAUGGGAUGGCAGGGAAGAGAUCCAUCUACAGAUUUCAGAGGAGCUGGAUUCAUUUCCUUGGAGAAUCUGCUGUUCUUCGCGAAAACAUUUUCAACGUCUUUUCAGCGUCUAUUGAAGAAGCAAGGCGGAAAGCGAGCUGCUUGGGAAUAUCCAUUUGCUGUUGCUGGUGUCAAUAUCACCUUUAUGAUAAUGCAAAUGCUUGACCUUGACGCCUUAAAACCAAGGACUUUUGUCAGAGCAGUUUUCUUACAGAUUUUGUCUGAAAAUGAGUGGGCCUUUGACUUGCUUUAUUGUGUGGCUUUUGUGGUUAUGGACAAGCAAUGGCUUGAGAGAAAUGCUACAUACAUGGAGUUCAAUGACGUUUUGAAAUCUACUCGAGCGCAACUGGAGAGGGAACUCUUGAUGGACGACGUCCUUCGGAUCGAAGACAUGCCGUCUUACAGCCUUCUUUCUUGAAUGGCAAGCAACAAAUUAGCCGGGUCAAGAACUACGGUUUUUAUUUAUUUGAUAUCUACGGCCAUAUGACCCUAAAAUUGUACAAUCUCUCACAUCUCUAUCUUCUGUAUGACACGUGGCAUCUUCCAGUUGGUUGAUUCUACCACUCCAACCUUAACCUAUGACUCCUCAAAUUGCUCCAAUUUAAAAUCUUACAGGGUGGACUAGAAAAAAGGGUCCUCACAUCCGUUGGUCAAAAUUGUGUAUAUUUGAGGAUUGCCAGAUUUUGUUUUGAAGAGUUUGAGGACAGGAAAAUCAGUUGCUAUCUUUUUAACAUUUUCAAAUUGUAAGGAGAUUUGGAUAAAAAAAAAUAGCAAAAUGUUAGUCUAGCAUAAAAGUUUGGAUUCUCA
Molecule: messenger RNA, 1390 nt
Organism: Morus notabilis
Lineage: Eukaryota; Viridiplantae; Streptophyta; Magnoliopsida; Rosales; Moraceae
Product: ELMO domain-containing protein C
Exons: 10
Coding region: 138-1001 (287 amino acids)
Source: RefSeq, a predicted model, not a curated record